Mycena citricolor is the source of this 2665-nucleotide messenger RNA. The record is from the annotation of a GenBank genome assembly. NCBI's taxonomy places the organism in Eukaryota, Fungi, Basidiomycota, Agaricomycetes, Agaricales, Mycenaceae.
UCUUGACUGUACUUACUGCUACUUGCUGAAUUUUGAAGGGCUCGAACCAAGCAUCUUUCGCACAGGCUGAAGAACUCUCAGCGAAUGGACGCCAAGAGCCCUUGUCUUCAAUCGCGCCAGCUUCCCAUCUAACAUUCGGAGUUUUGCACUCGAAGACCGAGGACCCGCUGCACUUUUCACUGCCAGUUGGAUGUCAGUACGCGACGGCAUCUCCUUAUCCAGUAAGUAUCAGCGCCCGAGAAUCCCACAGCCCUUCGAGACUGCUUUCACCGCCGCAAGCAGAUCGUAAAACGCACACUUGACCGUGAUCAUUUGGCGCCGAGUUGGAACCGCCCACGGUUGUAGUAGAAACAGCGGAAGGCGCCGGCUGCUUCGAAGCCAGCCAGCCCCUCCCGUCAGAAGCCGCUCUCGAGAAGAACCACGCCAAAUCCGCCAUGGCCGUCCGCGCACGAGCUCUCUAUUUCGGAAAGUUUCGGAGGACCCGCCCGCUCAUUCUGCCGGCUAUGCUUUGGGUGAGGAAUCAUUGCUUGCAUCGUGACGUACUGCGGUCAGCAAGGUGAGAGGGCGCCCUUCUUCCCCACAUCCCAAGCCGAGUGCGGAGACCUCAAUUGAAUACGAAGCAUUCGCGCUGCGCAUUGACCAAGCAGUUUAUCGCUGUGCCCUGGGUAGACAACGGCGACGGCGACGCAGCAGGCGCGCUCCCGUGAUAUCGAAACCAGCCGACCGCUGAGGUCUCGCUUCCGCGCUGUGGCAGCGGCCUCGAUUCUCGGAUGCGCGGCGCAGGUGCGUCUCCUGGCGACGGCACGAAGCCCGGAAUGCUCGUUUCUGACAGGGGCCCAAACACAUCCCGACCCCGGCGCCCCACAAUGGGGCUAUCGCAGCGGAUACAGACUGGCUUCGCGGGUAACCAACGAUGGGGUGCGUGGACGUGACAGACCGCGCCCUCCAAUUACUCGUCUUGUGCUCGCGGGCUUUUUGGCGUCCGGGUCUCCACACCGAUUUUCGGUGGUGACAGCAUGAGAUUGCAGCUAGGAUAAAUGCGUGCGCCCGAGAGGAUUGGAUGCUCAGUUCCCUCCCCCUCCACCUUCCCUCCCUCUCCUCUACAUCUGAAAUGGCUGGCCCGACAUCCGGUUCAGCAGCCAACUCCCCGACUCAGCAGGCGGCGGACAAGAAGGCCGUCGACGACGCUAUCUACGACAGGAUCCCGGCGCAUCGCAAAGGGAUGAUCACCUUCGUCCUGGCGCUGUGCGGCUUCCUGGCCCCGUCCUCGUCGACGAAUAUCUUGGCUGCCGUCCCCGAGGUCGCUGCUACUUUCCAUACAACCGGCACUGUCAUUAACCUCUCAAACGCUAUCUAUCUUAUCGUCAUGGCAUUCUCGCCGUGUUUCUGGGCGCCCAUGAGUCAGGUGUACGGGAGACGCUGGAUCUGUGUCUCGAGCGCCUUCAUGUUCUUCGGAUUCUCGCUGGCUACCGCGUUUAGCCCCAAUCUGAUUGCGUUCUUUGUGUUCCGAGCCUUGACUGCGUUUCCCGGCAUGUCGUUUUUGACGGUCGGAUCCAGCGUCAUUGGGGACAUCUACAGACCGACUGAGCGAGCCACUGCGCUGUCGUGGUUCCUGUCUGGGACUCUCGUUGGGCCGGCCGUCGGACCGUUCAUUGCGGGUGUGAUCGUGACCUACGAGAGCUGGAACGUCAUCUUCUACGUCCAGGCAGCUCUCAGCGGCAUCGCCACGCUCCUCGUGAUCUUCGUUAUCCCGGAGACCAUCCACCACAAGCGCUCUGCGGAGCUGGUGGGCAUGUCUGGGAUCCAGAAGACCAAGAAGAUCAUCGAGUGGUCCAACCCGUUCCGUGUCUUCAAGCUGUACAAGUACCCCAACCUGCUUACCACGUCGCUCGCCGCGGGCGCCCUGAUCUGGAACAUGUACACGCUGCUGACACCGAUCCGGUUCGUCAUCAACCCCCGAUUCCACCUCACCUCCCCGAUGCAAUCCGGGCUGUUCUACCUCGCGCCUGGGGUGGGAUACAUCACCGGCACGUUCCUCGGUGGGCGGUGGGCCGACCGCACGGUCAAGAAGUGGAUCGACAUCCGCGGCCGGCGCAUCCCGGAGGACAGAUUGCGCAGUGGGCUUCCGUUUAUGGCCUUUGUCAUCCCCGGGUGCAUGCUCAUCUACGGCUGGAGCAUCGAAAAGAAGAAGGGUGGCAUCGUUUUGCCUGUUAUUGUCAUGUUUGUACAAGGUGUUUCACAACUCUUCUGUUUCCCCAGCUUGAACACCUACUGUCUUGAUGUCAUGCAAAGCCGAUCCGCCGAAGUUGUUGCUGGCAACUACAUCACUCGUUAUACAUUCGCCGCCAUCGGCUCCGCUGUCGUUCUCCCGGCCGUCAAACACAUCGGCGUCGGCUGGGUCUCGACCAUCAGCGCCCUGUUCGUCUUCCUGGCGGCCAUUAUGAUCCACUUCACCACCCUGUACGGUGAAUCGUGGCGUGACUGGAUCGACGGGACGCCCGCGACCGCCGUGCCCGACUCGCAGUCGUCCAGUGUCACACUGCAGGACAAGGAGAGAGUCUGACGCGUGCGCAGGGUGCAAAGCCUGAAUCAAAUACAAAUAAUCUGUUUAAUAAUUAGUUGGACUAGUGUAUGUAUGCACUAUACCCAAUGGAAUGGCGCCCCG